AUGUCCCGGAGUUUCCCAUCGUCCCGGUCAUCCUUGACAUGGCGGCCUGUCGUUUUGCAGAUGCCGAUUUUCCAAGGAGGCGCCUCCGCCAACGAGGGUGCCACGGUCAGCCGCGAGAGCGCCGUGGUUGGACCUCAAACGCACCGUUUGCCCAAGACUGUGAUGUGGAGCAUAACCAUGCUCACCGCGCUGGCUGUAGGUAUGGCCAACUUCGGGAUGAUUCUGGCCAUCCAAUUCCUUGUCCAGCUCAAGUUCAGGUCCAUGCAGUCGGCCCUCCACAGCUCAGGCACAUGGCCUGGCGUGGUGGCCCUUGCAGGCAUCUCUACCGUCUACGCCCUUAUGGGCGUUUGCCUGAUCCAGCGCUUUGCGCCAAGCUGCGGCGGCUCCGGCAUCCCCGAGAACAAAGCCUUCCUCAACGGGGCAAUCAUGCCAGGCCUGUACAGCCGGCGAACGCUGGGAAUUCGAAUUUGCACAAAUAUUUUGGCAAAUGCCGCUGGCUUCCCUGUUGGGCGUGAGGGCCCCAUGGUGAGCAUCGGCAGCAACAUCUCCUUCCUCCUAUGUCGCCACUUCGUCCAGCCGUAUGUCCGCGAGUGGGUAGACGUCUCAGGGCCGGGCAGCGCGCAGGCCCUACUCGUCGAUGAGCAGCGGCUGGCACAUGCAACUCGAAUAUCAUGCACUGUGGGUGGAGCUUGUGCUAUUGCCUCCAUCUUCAAUGCUCCAUUUGGGGGCCUCCUCUACAUGUUCGAGGAGGUCACGUCCCUUGCUUGGCCACUGGAGCUGACCUUCCGAGUUUUUGUGGCCACCAUGUUCUGUUCGCUGCUUUCUUACGGCCUCUGCAACCUUGUGGGCUCUGACAUUACAGAGUUCGUGAUCUACGCAGAAACGCCGCAGGAUAAGAAGUGGGCCUGGGGUGACGUACCCAUCUUCGUAGUCCUGGCUGCAGUGCUGGGGGUCGCAACUUCCCUUCACACCCGUGCAAUGCUUGCUGUGUCGGAGUGGAGGCGAGAGAUGCGAUCUCGGUGGCAGCGCCUGCAGCCCUGGGCGGUCAUCGUGGAGACGUCCUUGUACGCGUCCUUCACUGCCUUGCUCUCGAUGCUUGUCUCUCUCAUGGCCUCGUGCACGGAGGAAGGCCAAUCUGGGUUGGAGUACGUGGCCCUGAACUGCCCCGAGGGCCAGUACAACCCCAUCGCCUCGCUGCUGGUGGCCACGUCUCACAGCUCAGUGAAGCUGCUCUUCUCUGGCAACAAUGCCGGUGAGAUCCAUGCGGCCUCGAGUUUUUUGGCGUUCUUGACAUACAGCUCGCUGAAUAUAGGCCUAGCAGGGCUUCCGGUGCCCGGCGGAGCCUUUACGGCUACCAUGCUCAUGGGCGGGCUCUUCGGUCGCUUCGCCGGUUCUCUUUGUGGAGACCUGGGACUGUCGACCUCAGUUUCAGGGGUCUUCGCUGUCGUGGGAAGUGCCGCAAUGUUGUGUGGCUUCAAGCAGAUGACGCUGGCCUCGGUUCUGAUUGUUGUGGAGUGCGUGAAUGACUUGAGCCUUGCCCCCAUCGUCAUGCUCGGCGUGGCGGUGUCCAUGGCAGUAAACUGGGCCAUGAACGAGCGAGGCCACGACGAGGAGGUGAUUCACCGGCGCCGACUUCCCUUCCUGGAAGGAGAGCCACCGCGGGCCCUCGACGCCCAGGUUGCCCUCGAUCUUUGCCCCCUUCUGCCACACGAUGCGGUGAUGCCGCCCGAGGCAACGAUGCUCCAGGUGCAGCGAGCCCUGGACCAUCGCGAUGUUCACUACUUUCCGGUUAGGGAUGAUUCCGGGCCGUGCCUCGGCAUAGUCUCGCGGAGCCAGCUGGAGACGUUGGUCAAUCCUGCGAGGCCUUUCUCGAGCUUUGCUGCCCAGGGCGAACAUCUCUUCCUCGACACCGACAUUGCAGCCGAUGAGGGGGCUGCAUUGCCUAUCCAUCGGAUCAUGGACCCUACCCCCUUUGCGGUCGUCGAGGACGCAGCUAUUUUUCGUUCGACCGCGCAAAAGCCCACAAAAUUCAUCCCACCACGGCCCCAAAGCCCAGCCCCAAGCAAGCAGACUUACAUGUGGAACUUAUCGUCUUCAGUUAUUUUAGAUCCGAGAACUAUGCUGGAUGAAAGCCUUGGGAGGACAUGCCGGUGCCACGGCUCUAUGCCCUCUUUGCCAAGGCAUGGGCGGAAUAAGACUAACUGCUUGUCUAAAUGCUGUUUCUGUGCCUUCUCUCGGGCUUCGAAGGCUUUUUUCGUGUAG
Messenger RNA from Symbiodinium sp. CCMP2592, 2262 nucleotides. The record is from the annotation of a GenBank genome assembly. Lineage: Eukaryota; Dinophyceae; Suessiales; Symbiodiniaceae.